This is a messenger RNA of Entrophospora sp. SA101, 1734 nucleotides long. NCBI's taxonomy places the organism in Eukaryota, Fungi, Glomeromycota, Glomeromycetes, Entrophosporales, Entrophosporaceae. The record is from the annotation of a GenBank genome assembly.
AUGCUUUUCAAAUUUACGCUUUGUUUAUUUACUUCCAUAGUAAAUAAAGAGUUUGUAUGUGAUAUUGAUAAGUUUUCAUAUCUAGUCGCCCCACUUACUCAAUACGCACCAAUUCAUGAAAAUUCCUUUGAUUUUAUUGACUGGUAUGAAGUUGAGAAAGCAAUAACACACAAACAUUUAAAAGUUGAACUGGAUGAUAUGUCAAAGUUGGAGGAUGCCGUUAUAAUCGAUUACUCUGAUAAUCUAAGACGUUAUUUUGUACAAUCAAUCUGUUAUGAUCUAAACCCAUUAUCACCAAUACCACAAGGAACGGCCAUAAGAGAAAAGGGUUGUCAAAAUUUUGUUAAAAAAAUUUCAAGAGUCAUGAAUUUCUUACAACCCAUACCCGGUGCACUUCCUAUAUUAAAAGGAAGAACAGCAACAUACGUAAUACCAGAAUUUUGCAAAGAAUAUUCGAUCAAAGCUUCAGUGUUUAGGUCUGUGCUUUUAUUACCAUCCAUAUUUACAAGGUUGGAUUCACAACUUUUGGCAUUAGAAUUAAAGCAUAGAUUGGAUCUACCUAUUGAUGAUGAAUAUAUGCUAUCGGCAUUAACUACACCAUCCGCAAAUAUGGAAAUGAAUUAUGAACGCCUCAAGACUCUUGGUGAUUCAUUUUUAAAAUUUUGCGUAACUGUUAGAUUAUAUGUUUCAUUUCCUGAAAAACAUGAAGGUCAACUUCAUAAUCAACCAUGGAGACCUGCAAAUAUGAUAACCAUUACUGAUGACCCAGAAAAUUCAAAAAAAAAUAAAGUUCAUGAUUUAGCAGAUAAAACACUUGCUGAUGUGGUAGAAGCCCUUUUAGGAGCAGCAUAUUUGACUGGGGAGGAACAAGCAGGACUGGGGCAUUGGAAGUUCCAUUUGAUGAUAUUACUAAAUGGGAACAAUUUUAAGAGGAUUGAGGAAAUUUGUGGUUACACUUUUAAUCAUAAGCACUUAAUUGCUGAAGCACUCACACAUGCCAGUUUACCCAAUUCUACAACUUCAUGUUAUCAUCGUCUUGAAUUUCUAGGAAAUGCUAUAUUAGAUUUCUUGACAGUAAAGUAUUUAUAUGAAAAAUAUCCAGAUAGUCCACUGGGAAUAAUUACAGACCUAAAAAAUGCAUCGGUUAAUAAGCAAAUUCUUGGGGCCAUUUGUGAAGUAGUUGGACUCCAAAAACAUAUCAUUCAUUUUUCAGCAAAAUUAUUAAGUGCCAUUACAAAUUUUUCAUCUAUAGUUGAAGAUAUGAGAGAAAAAAAUGAAGAUCAUGGUGAAUAUUGGAGCGACUUGGAAGUUCCCAAGGUUAUGAGUGAUGUGAUAGAAAGUAUGCUAGGUGCUAUAUUUGUAGACUCAAUGUUUGAUCCUAAGGCUCCUCAAAAACUUUUUGAUUUAUGGAUCAAGCCAGUUUUGAGUAAACAUGUUACUCCUGAUACAUUGAAAGUACAUCCGGUGAAACAACUUACAGAAAUAAUACAAAAGCAUGGAUGUGCUCAAUUUUUGUUAAGGAAUAUUAUGACAGAAAACACAGAAAUGGAAAGUCAACAGUGUACAAUAUUUGUUCAUGAUACUGUAGUUGGACAUGCAAGCUCCAUGAGUAAUAUACAAGCAGCAAGAAAAUUGGCAGCACAAGUUGUUCUAGAAAAAAUUGAGAAAAAUGAGACGUACCUUGAUUCUGUAUGUAGUUGUUCAGCAUUUCCAAAAAAUGAUAAUAAACAAUAA